GCUGGUUACAAUUUCACAUUCAUAAAAACCGAAAGAAGUAAAAUAUGAAGUUACUAUUUUGCUAUUUAUUUCCCCUUUUAAUGUGGAUUUCUUUCAUCCAGAUAACAAAAGGCAAGAUAACGUUUUUCAUCGAAGUUAGCGAGAUAAAGAAUAACGGAAGUAGAAUUUAUGGCGGAGCUUGUUGUCAAGGUAUCAAUGGUAGUCAGUGUUCAGUUCUAUGCAAACCUCUCCUGACGAUUUCCUUGAGAAAUCAUAGUGGCCAACACUACGAUUCCUUAACGACUAAUGUCAACAUGAGGAAAGAAGAUGUUAUCCUCGGAUCUAGAAUUGGAAAUUCAAGUAACCCAAUAGUUCUGGAGGCAAAUUCGUGGGACAAGCUUUGGGACCAAAUACACGUAGAGGUCAGAGAUUUUCGGUAUUAUGUACAGCCGUUAAUCUUCCAAGAUUCAUUUCAUGAUUUCAACCUAAACACUGGAGAUAAUAUCCUUUCCCAAAACUGGAGACAACGAAGACUGACAUCACAAUUCAACAGUAGCAAUGAUUUUAGCAUUACUUUGACUUACAAGGCCUACUGUUCUGAGGGUUACUAUGGCAAUGACUGCAGCGGCCACUGUCCAGGGAAUCCAAGAAAAUGCGUUGUCAAUGGAACAACGUAUUGUAAAACCGGAUGGUUUGGUGCUGACUGCAACAAAGACGUAAACGAAUGUGCCACACCUAAAUUCUGUAACCACGGCAUAUGUACAAACACUGCUGGAAGUUUUCAUUGCACUUGUCCACCAUCUUUCUAUGGUUUAAAAUGUCAGUUAGAUGAGGAUGAAUGUCUCCUUAACCCUUGCAAUGGAGAAGAAUGUAUCAAUAAAAUCGGAAGCUAUGAAUGCGUGUGUGGUAAUUCUACAACUGGUACAAACUGCGAGAGCCUGGUGGCCUCUAACUGCACCAACGAAACGUGCCAUUAUCAUGGGACGUGUAAUAAUCAAACUGGAGAAGCAGGUUGUAACUGUAGUUCCGAGUAUUCCGGAACUGCUUGUGCGACGAUUAAUCAUUGUUUCCAAAGGAAUUGUUCUCACAAUGGUGUCUGUAUAAAUGGAAUUGAUGAUUAUGUAUGCAAUUGUAGUUAUGGUUACACCGGAAACGAUUGCGAGCACACGUAUUGUUACCGACACCAAUGUCGAAAUGGUGCCGCUUGUGUCACUGGAAAGUCGAAUUAUGCGUGCAUAUGUUCUCCAGGUUACACUGGGAAUUACUGCGAGACGCGUGAUCACUGCUACUUGCAUAGCCAGAACUGUAGUGGACAUGGGUUUUGUAGCAACGGGCCAUAUAAUUAUACGUGUAUAUGCGACUGGGGCUAUCACGGAAGUGAAUGUGAAAUAUUCAAAUUUGAUUUAAAUGUGACAACCAUACUCCCUAAAAAUACUCCUGAGGCAUCUUGGACUACAAAACCUAUUUGUACCCUUUCUUCUUGCAACAAUCACGGUAAAUGUUAUCUAGAAAAUAAUUCAAAGGGAUAUCUUUGUGAUUGUGAAGAAGACUGGUCUGGUUCAGAGUGCGAACGUUUUGAUUACUGCCAUAACGUUGUCUGUUCUAAUUACGGGGAAUGCUUCACUGGACUUGCGGAUUUCUUUUGCAUGUGUGAAAAGGACCAUUUUGGAAAACUAUGCAAUGUGACGCACUUUUGCAAAAACAAUAACUGUUCAUCUCCUCGUAUUUGUAAAGAACAUUUGGACGGAUAUUCCUGUGAGUGUCCAGAUGGGUUAUUUGGCGCUUACUGUGAAAGAGUAAACCAUUGCUUUCUUAACCCAUGCGGGGUACAUGGCAAAUGCAACAAUACAAAUAAUGGGUUUGCCUGUAUAUGUGAAGAUGGAUGGAUGGGAGAAAAUUGCUCUCAAGUGGACUAUUGCUAUGGUCGGCCUUGUGGACAGCAUGGGCGAUGUCAAAACAACUACCAUAACUUUACAUGUCUAUGUGAUGCAGGUUUUGUUGGGAAUCAAUGUAGUACAGUAGAUUACUGUUUUCAGAAUCCGUGCAAAAACAAUGGAUCUUGCAUAUCAGAUUCUGGUGGUUAUAUAUGCAAUUGCCCAGAGGUUUGGACAGGACAAAAUUGUAGUAAUAGAAAUGUUUGUCUUUUAGACAAUCCGUGCAACUCCCAUGGAAACUGUUCUCAAUCCGAGUCUGAAUUUAACUGCUCCUGCUUAGCGAGUUGGUUGGAUUUGUCUUGCAAUGUCUUUGAUUAUUGUUACAGUUCGCCGUGUGGAGAACAUGGAACGUGCCAGAACAAACCGGAUUCAUAUCACUGCCUUUGUGAUCCACAGUGGUCAGGAGAAAACUGUUCAAUCAAUGCUUGCGAAAAUAUUACAUGUAGCUAUAAAGGAAACUGUUCGGCACUAAAUUCAACAUAUCACUGCGAAUGCAAAAAUGGAUGGGUGGGAAAGGACUGUGGUGUGCCAGAUCCAUGCCAAAAUUACACUUGUGAACAUGGUGGUACAUGUCACCCUUUAAUCAUAUACAACACUGGUGCUUUAGAUCCGCUAGCCUUAUUCAACAGGCGGAAUGACACAAUCCAUAAUGCAACAGCUAUCGCCGAGUGCAGAUGUAGGAGGGAAUGGGAGGGACCUCGAUGUGAAAAAGACGUCAAUGAAUGUUCGAAGAGUAAUGCGUGUGAAGGACAUGGCUACUGUAUAAAUAAUAUAGGAAACCACACAUGCCUGUGUGAACACGGUUGGCGAGGAUUGGAUUGCGAGGAAAAUAUCAACGAAUGUCUAUCACAGCCUUGCAAAAAUAAUGGUACAUGCAAUGACAAAAUAAACAGCUUCACCUGUUCAUGUUCGGAUAAUUGGGAAGGGGAUUUGUGUCAGAAAGAUGUUGAUGAAUGUCGGUACUUUCCUUGUGGCGUACAUGGGACGUGUUUGAAUCUUCAAGGAAACUAUUCGUGUCUCUGUGAAACAUCAUGGACUGGUAGACACUGUGAAACUCACAUGAGAUCGUGCUCUUUUGGGCCAUGCAAAAACAACGCUACUUGCGUCGACUUGGAGGAAACGUACUUCUGUAGAUGUGACGAGAGAUUCACAGGCCGACAUUGUGACACGGAUAUCAAUGAGUGUAAGUCUUCUCCCUGUAAAAAUGGUGCCACUUGUUUGAAUACAUACGGGUCCUACAACUGUAAGUGUAGGAAGGAAUGGACCGGCAUUUAUUGCGAUAAAGACGUGAAUGAAUGUUUAAAUAAUCCGUGUCCUCAAAAUACCACGUGCACUAACAGAGAAAAUGGCUAUUUCUGCCAAGACUGUACCACCUUUGUUUGUGCAAACGGAGGUCAGUGUGUUGAUACUCAAAGCGGACCACAAUGUAACUGUUCAAAGAACUGGGUUGGGUCUACCUGCCAGCAGAGAGACUACUGUUUCAAUGGCCCUUGUGGUCCUUUGGAGGUUUGUAUCAACACACGCACAGCCUACGCUUGCGAGUAUCACCCUUGUAUUAGCUCUCCCUGUCAAAAUAAUGGCCAGUGUCACGAGGCUGGUACGAGCUACUUUUGCAAUUGUACAUACGGUUGGAUGGGCCUAACUUGUUCAGAGAGAGAUUUCUGUGCCUUUACGAAAUGUCAUAACAAUGGAACAUGUACGAAUACGAACAAUUCUUCUGUAUGUCAAUGCACGAAUAAGUGGUAUGGUGAAAAGUGCGAGAACUUCAACUAUUGCAAUUCGUCCCCCUGUUUGAGUGGCGGUGUAUGUAGAAAUAUGAAAGAUCAUUAUAUAUGUGAAUGUCUCCUGGGUUGGAAAGGUUCGCGUUGUGAAACCCGUGAUUAUUGCUAUAAUAUGCCAUGUUUAAAUAAUGGCAUCUGCGUAAAUCAUAACACUUCGUAUUCCUGUUCUUGCCCUGAGGAAUGGACAGGAAGAAACUGCGAGUCAUACAACUACUGCCAUGUUCACCCGUGCAAUGGUAGGGGUAUAUGUCACAAUAACGAUACGGGAUAUGAAUGUAUGUGUAAUCGGGGCUACAUAGGUAAGAAAUGUGACAUCAUCGACUAUUGUGCGUCCAGUCCGUGCUUGAAUAACGGAAAGUGUGUUACAGAACCAUAUGGGUAUAUAUGUCACUGCCACUCAGGGUACGUCGGGAAAAGGUGUGAACGUGACAUGGAUGAAUGUGCUUUUGAUCUGUGUCCUGCGAGAUCAACCUGUUAUAACAAUCAUGGUGGCUAUACUUGCGUUUGGAACGACAGACGACGAAGGGCCACUUUUUUUAAAGGGAAGACAACUCAUACAGUCACACUGCCUUAUACAUCAAGUGCUCUAAACUUGGUCAAAAAUCAGUCGUUACUGGCGUCAUACCUAUCACAAGGAGUCUGCAAAGAUCCACAACAGUUCUUUAUUCAACCCAGGAAUAUGACAGUUUUGGCAAGCGAACACACCAUGUCUCUGAAAUUCCAAGCCAUGUGUUACCCAUGACAACCGUUCAGGGACCAGUUAAAGAGAACUAGAAUCAGAUUUGCCUUAGUAACAGUAUAAUAGAAUCAGUUCUCAUAAUACUGAUGAAAGGACUGUAAACUGUUACUGAUUUGCAAUGGGGCACAAUUCUAUCAAUGCGGUCUAUAUUUAAGCUGUGUGUGGUAUAUUUUAACACCAUUUCACAUUUUACAUUUUUCUUUUACAAUCGUCUACCUCUUUUGUGGAUAUUGAUAUCUUUGUUCAUCCAAGUUUUGGUUUAAAUUAUAUUAAUUGUGAUUUAACAACAU
This is a messenger RNA of Magallana angulata, 4723 nucleotides long. Its product is annotated as neurogenic locus notch homolog protein 1-like. Gene Ontology annotation, biological process: heterophilic cell-cell adhesion; establishment or maintenance of epithelial cell apical/basal polarity; cell communication. The record is from RefSeq and is a predicted model, not a curated record. NCBI's taxonomy places the organism in Eukaryota, Metazoa, Mollusca, Bivalvia, Ostreida, Ostreidae. Bases 45 to 4436 code for a protein of 1463 amino acids. The transcript is spliced from 8 exons. Gene Ontology annotation, molecular function: calcium ion binding. Gene Ontology annotation, cellular component: protein-containing complex; plasma membrane.